Orbicella faveolata is the source of this 2262-nucleotide messenger RNA. RefSeq lists its product as uncharacterized. Lineage: Eukaryota; Metazoa; Cnidaria; Anthozoa; Scleractinia; Merulinidae. The record is from RefSeq and is a predicted model, not a curated record.
UUUGUUCUAAAAAUUGAAAAGUUGUCACAUAUCAUAGGUGCGCGUAUCCCAAGACCUACGGUCUCCGUCCCCGAUUCCAUCACAUGACCGGGGGCUAGGAGAUCGCAUGAGAUAGCACGGCGCACGCGCGAGUCAUUGCGCGUGCGUUGAAGCGCGAAAAACAUCGAAGAUCGACGAUCGCCCGAUAAAUUUUACAAAAGCUCUGCCUAUUUCCAACGCAGUCGGAAAAACUACUGGGCCGUAACAGAAAUAACAUAACACCAACGUAGUUGGUAGUUAUUGAAACGAAAGCUAGCGUUCCAACGCAGUUGGACAAGCAAAACUGAUCCACCGACAAGCUUCAUAGAAAUGGCGGCGACCGACAAGAAUGAUGAUACGAGCGUGGGCUUGACUGGCAGCUCAAAGGAACAAACUCUCGUUGAAAUGUUCAAGUCAGUGUUGACUGAGUUGAGAGACCUUAAAGAAACAGUCGCUCCUUUGGUGGAACCCGUUUACGAGGAUGAACGGGAUGAUAAUGUAGAAAUCAUUAACUAGUUAAUGAUAGUUAAUUAACCAGUGAGAGAUUUCAGUAUAUCAGUUAAUGUUCUCGAUUUCGUGUCAGUUGUCUUGAUAUCCGGAGUGGAGACGUAAGCUCGACCCACCCUCCACUCCCAGUUUUUGGUUUAUUGUACAGUAGGGUCCCGUUUUAUUCAGACUGUCCAAUAAACAUUUUUUAGCCCAAACUGUUGUCGUCUCGUUAUCACGUGGGUUGAUUUAGAACAGGACGACGAAGAAUUAACCGCUGCAGGCGUGGGCGAACGGCCGCCUGGGGACAUCGGCAAUAAGCCAACAGAAAAGGCCUCAGGUAGCAAACUGCUUGCCGAAAUAGUCCAGGAACUCGACAUCAGUGAAAAAACGGGAGAUGAAGUGGAUGGAGGGCUUGUAAAGUUCAUGGACGGACUCCUCAAGGAUAAACUACAGGAGGACAAAGUCCAAACUAAAAUUGAGAAAUAUCCACGGCCCGGAAAUGUCGAGGGUUUACGAACCCCAAGAGUGAAUCCAUUUAUCUGGAGUCCAAUUCCCGCCCAAGUUCGCACCAGUGACUCAAAAUCGCAAAAGUCACAGAACGCACUUGUUGCCUCCAUUGUUGCUAUGAUCAAAGCGACUAAUUUGAUGCUCGAACAAGAAGAUAAAGACGCCAAAGCGAAGGACAAAGCAGUAGUGUCAACAUUGACAGAUGCCACAACAUUGGCCAUGCAAUGCUUUCAUGAUAUGAAUGCGUCGAGGCGCCUGGCGAUGAAGAAAGACCUACAUCGCGACUACUCGGCCCUCUGUACUUCUACUACAAUCCCUCCUACCUCAGAGGACUUGUUUGGGGAUCUAUCCAAACUAAAAAAGGAUAUUUCCGAUGCCAACAAACUGGCCAAGAAAGUCAGGCCACCACAAGCGCGAGCUCACGGCAGGAAAUACAGCUCGAGCUCCCAGCGCAAUCAGGGGUGUCAAGGCAAUCGGCGAUACCAGCCGUACCAACGGCCAAGGAAUGAUUUUUUAUCCAAAGGCCGUCCCCCAUGAUCAAAAUUCAAGAAGGAGGGAGACACGAAACAAAAUUAAUGCCGAUUACGGCCGCAACAAAGGUAUGUAGAAAACAAACAACUACUGAUAGUAAAGAUACUGAACUACAUGCUUUAUUUAACAAUCAGCCGCGCUUUCGAGCGGGCCAAAUUGUCAGCGCCUUGUCUGAAUGGCGGCCCAUAACAUCAGACCCCACAAUUUUAGAAUUUGUUACGGGAGUGAAAAUAGAAUUCACUCCAGGCUUAAGGCCAGAGCAAGAUAAUGUGUGGUCAAGAUACUCAAUUUACGGGCUUUCAGUGAAUUUGUUCAGUACCACCAUUUUAAAAUGGAUACCUUAGAAAUGGCAGUGAAAAUGAUGAAGCCUGGAUGCUUCAUGGCCUCAAUUGAUCUAAAAGAUGCCUAUUACACAAUACCCAUUUUUCAUGCACACCCAAAAUACCUGAAAUUUAUAUUUAGUGGUACACUUUACCAGUGUACAUGCAUGGCAAAUGGACUCAGUUGUGCACCACGAGUUUUUACUAAACUCCUUAAACCAGUUUAUGCCACACUGCACAACCUAGGGUAUCUGAGCCUAGGCUACAUUGAUGAUUCUUACUUACAAGGUGACACAUCAUCUGCGUGCCUUGAAAAUAUUAAAGUCACAGCUUCGCUAUUUAAGAAAGUAGGGUUUCACUUACAUCCUACCAAAUCAGUUAUAAUCCCUACUCAGCG